Messenger RNA from Sinocyclocheilus anshuiensis, 1568 nucleotides. RefSeq lists its product as uncharacterized. The record is from RefSeq and is a predicted model, not a curated record. Gene Ontology annotation, molecular function: acrosin binding. Gene Ontology annotation, cellular component: extracellular matrix. Gene Ontology annotation, biological process: egg coat formation; binding of sperm to zona pellucida; positive regulation of acrosome reaction. NCBI's taxonomy places the organism in Eukaryota, Metazoa, Chordata, Actinopteri, Cypriniformes, Cyprinidae. The annotation marks the transcript as partial. The transcript is spliced from 9 exons.
AUUACAGAUGACUCUCUUAUAUACACCAACCUCCUUAUCUUCACUCCGCAACCCUCUCCAGAUGGAGUGGUUCGCCAUGAGCAGGCCGUAGUUCCCAUUGAAUGUUAUUAUAGCAGAAGGUUUGACGUUACCAGUAACCCCAUCAGACCAACAUGGGUUCCUUAUAGUUCAACGCAAUCAGCAGUGGAGGAUUUGCAGUUUUCACUAAAGCUAAUGACAAGUGAUUGGCGCUCUGAACGGGCCUCUUCUGUGUACUUCCUGGGUGACAUCAUAAACAUAGAAGCCUCAGUUCAUCUGGGUCAUCACGUUAACCUCAGUGUAUAUUUUGAGAGCUGUGUUGCCACAGUGACCCCAGAUAUUACGUCUGUACCCAGAUACACGUUUAUUGAAAAUCAUGGUUGUUUGAUGGAUGGACAGAUAACAGGCUCAAAGUCUCGUUUCCUUCCCAGAAUCCAGAAUGAAAAACUCCAACUACAACUGGAUGCUUUCAAAUUCCACCAAGAGACAAAGCCAGAGAUGUACAUCACUUGUACUCUUCAAGCUUACUCUGUAAUGGAUGUAGUUAACCCCUUUCAUAAAGCAUGCUCCUUUAUCGAUGGAAGCUGGAAGGCUGCAGAUGGUGGUGACUGGGCUUGUUACAGCUGCCAAGCAACAAAAGAUUAUGCACCAUCCUUCCAUUCUACACUGCAACAAUCUGAGCCACCUUCUCCCGGACAAGACCAGACCUCAUCUUCCCAAAGGCCCAACAAAUUUCAGGCCAGGAUUCAGGAGGGUUCUGGAAGUUCCUUCAAAUCCUUGCUAACCGCAAGUGAGCCGGUUUUCUCCUGGAGGAACAUAAUUCUCCCAAAAGAGGAGGAUGAGGGAAUUGUUUCAGUGGGAUGGGAACAGGAGAAAACAGUGGGUCCACUAGCCAUCCUUCCAAAAAAAAUAAAAAUGGGAUUUCUGGCUCCUCCCAGAGUGAAGCAGGGUGUUCCACCAGUCCCUUCUCUCAGUAAAGAUAAGAAACCAAUACCUCAUAGUAGCCUAUGGAAGAAUGGUGUUUCUGCUGAGAUGGAUCAAGAGGGUGCUAUAACUCCUCAACCCUCAUUGGAAGCCACUGAGCAAGCUAAUAUCAUGGAAAUUAAACUAGAAUCCAAGAAGCUGGCAGAGGAGGAUGAAUAUGACCGUGAAGAUGGUGAUGAUAAAGAAGACCAUGAUGGUGGCCAUAGUCAAGACCAUGACUAUGAAGAGGAAAAAGGAAAGGCAAAAGAGGUUAAUCAAAGCAUGUGGAAGACUAGACUCUUGCCAGAAGAAGAUUUUAAAGAACUCUUCACAACUCGUGCCUCUAACAGUGAGGAAGACUCUGGACUGCAUACAUUAGGCACAAGCCCCUCCCUUCCAGAUGAAGAAGAGGGUACAUAUCACCCUUCUAAAGAUACCUAAACUUAUAAAGCAAAGGUUAUGAAUGCUGACAGAGAUGAAGCAAUUUCGCUGAGGUGGAGGAAAACCUUGUUCAUGAAACACACAAGCAGGAACCAAGGCAUAAGAGCUUUCACCAUUGCACUAAUUAAAUGGUUUCAUAAAUUAAA